This is a messenger RNA of Hyaloscypha bicolor E, 752 nucleotides long. RefSeq lists its product as uncharacterized. The transcript has a single exon. Bases 141 to 752 code for a protein of 203 amino acids. Lineage: Eukaryota; Fungi; Ascomycota; Leotiomycetes; Helotiales; Hyaloscyphaceae. The record is from RefSeq and is a predicted model, not a curated record.
CUGGGACCGAAUUGCUGGCACGUGGGCCAGGGAUGUUGGAGGGCAGAUGGCCUCGAUAGAGAAACCUUCAUUCGGGUAAGGCUGGACGUGGGGCGGCGGCUUUCAAGAUUCGAUGUCAAGAUACGCAGGAACCAGCGAAAAUGAUUGGUGAUCUUCACGACGUGCUUCCGCCCCCACUGGUGGCACUUCGUGUGGACACUGGGGCGUGCGGCGCGCCCACUCGCACGCUUCCUUCCCCGCCAACCUUACUGGGACUGCAGAUGCAUCCGUUUUUGUCGACUGCAUUUGCGUUUUGCAUUCUUUGGAUUCCAGAUCUUGGACGGCCUGUGGUUCGAAGUACGGAGGAUGCAUGUAUCACUGUUGCACUGCCCGCACUCACCGCAACGCGGCAUCCGUUCGCCCGUAGGCCGCUCCAGGCGUGCCAGAGACGGCUUCGGCUUCCUCAACGGGGGCGCUUUGUCGCUACUGUACAUCCAGCGGACUGGGCGUUGGAUCUGUGUGGUCGAGCGGCCGAGCCACUCCGGUUGCCGCAUGAUUCGGCGCUGGCACGAGUGGCAUCGAAACCCUUCGAGCGAGUGGGAGGCGGGUUUUGUUUGAAGUUCCGGGACUUCGGUACAGAUCGCCGGAAAAGGAGCAGCCAGCAACAGCCAGCAGCAGCCAGCAGCAAAGGUGCGCGAUGUGCGCUAGGCAAGCAGAGGGAGGGGCGUUCGUCGACCCUGCGGCCAAUCGCAUGCCCCACUUCCCUCGCUUAG